Molecule: messenger RNA, 1611 nt
Organism: Aspergillus aculeatinus CBS 121060
Lineage: Eukaryota; Fungi; Ascomycota; Eurotiomycetes; Eurotiales; Aspergillaceae
Exons: 4
Coding region: 1-1611 (536 amino acids)
Biological process (GO): transmembrane transport
Cellular component (GO): membrane
Molecular function (GO): transmembrane transporter activity
Source: RefSeq, a predicted model, not a curated record
AUGGCCAUCUUUGACCGUUUAUUUCGAAACAAGGGCCAAGAGGCCCCGGUAAUCGUCGACGAAGAGGCCAAGGGCCCUCACUUCACUGUAUUUUCCAGCCCAGAGUCGUCUCAUCCCAACAGCGAGACUUCAUCCGGCUUUACGACCCCGACGGAAGAGAAGAGCCUCGCGCCGCUGGGGCAAUGUCCCGAGAUCGGUCGGCUGGCCUCCUGGCGAGGCGCGUUGAUCCUGCUGGUGACCUCGGGCUCCCAGUUCCUCGACAAUGUGUACAUGACCAGCGCCAACGUCGCGCUCUCCUCGAUCCAGAAGGACUUUGACGUGAGCAGCACCAACCUGCAAUGGAUGAUCUCUGCAUACACCUUGACGUUUGGCGGGUUCCUGCUUCUUGCCGGGGUUCUAUCCGAUCGAUACGGCCGGAAGAACAUUCUGUGCAUCGGCCUAUUCUGGCUGUCCGUCUGGACCCUGGCGAUCGGAUUCGGGCAGUCCUUCAUCUCGCUCACCAUCUUUCGCGGCCUGCAGGGCAUUGGCGCGGCGAUGACGGUCCCGUCCGCGAUCGGGAUCAUCAGCGCCUACUUCACGGGCGUGGAUCGCACGCGCGGCCUCGCCAUCUACGCUUCCUCGGGAACCGUGGGGUUCUGCGUCGGGCUCAUCUUCGGGGGGUUUCUGACUUCAUCGCUGGGGUGGCGGUACAUCUACUACUUCAUCGUGAUCAUCACGGGGUCGCUGUGCAUCCUCGGGGCGGUGGUGCUGCCCCGGGACAUCAUGCCGAAGGAGAAGCCCCAGAUGGAUUUCGUGGGCGCGUCGAUGUCGACGGCGGGGCUGAUCCUGCUGCAGUUCGUCCUGUCGAGCGGCGGCACCUACGGCUGGAGCCAGCCGUUCAUCAUCGUGCUGCUGAUCCUCGCGGUCGCGCUGCUGGUCGCCUUCACCGUGCUGCAGAGGUUCAUCGCCUACCCGCUGAUGCCGCUCGGGCUGUGGAAGAUCCCCAACUUUGCGGGGCUGUGGAUCGCGGGCUUCACCUGCUACGGCAGCUACCAAAACGUGAUCUACUACAUCGUCCUCAUGGCGCAGGAAGUCGACAAGCUGUCCGCGGGCCAGACGGCGCUGCGCUUCCUGCCGAUGGGGGCGAUCGGCUUCGUCGCCUCGAUGGGCACCGGCAAGGCGCUGGAGUACGUGAACGGGAAAUACACCCUGCUCGCCGGGCUGGUCCUGACGGUGGUGGCCCCGAUCCCGAGCAGCAUCACCGCGAGCCCUGAGUCAAGCUUCUGGACCAACGUCUUCCCCACCUCCCUCAUCAGCAUAACCGCCGUCUCCCUCAUCUUCGUCACAACCAGCACCUGCAUCCUGACCACCGUCCCCAUCAACGUCAAGUCCCUGUGCGGCGGGAUGCUCAACACCGCGUUCCAGAUCGGCUCCGGCGUCGCCCUCGCCAUCUCCGCCGCCGUCACCGAGGCGGUCGACAUCGAGAAGGGCCACGACCUCGCCCACCAGUACUCCACGGGGCUGUGGUGCUCCGCCGGCCUGGCCGGGUUGGGGCUGCUCGUGGCGCUGUUCUCCGUGCGUCGGAGGGGCAUCGCGCCCGAGAACCGGGUGGAUUCGGUUUGCGCGAUUUGA